Messenger RNA from Didymodactylos carnosus, 725 nucleotides. Lineage: Eukaryota; Metazoa; Rotifera; Eurotatoria; Philodinida; Philodinidae. The record is from the annotation of a GenBank genome assembly.
AUGGGCAAGACUGGAGUGGGAAAAACAAUUUUGUUAAAUUCACUUUGUGGAACAUCCCAUAAAACGGACCAAGCAGUCGGAAGUGUUACUCAAAAUCUUUUUCGUAAUGAUGUUAAUUGUGGUGGAUAUCCAUUUUCUUUGAUCGAUACACCUGGAACAGAUAGUCAAACUGAAGCAUACAAACAUGCAUACUUGUUAAAAGAAGCAUUAACAUCAUGCAACAUCAAUACAAUUUUUAUUGUUAUCAGCUUUGAUAAUCGGUUUGAAAGAAUGUUCGACACGUACCUGGAAAUAGAACAAUAUGUUUGCAAAAAUGAUGCUAAAAUUGUUGUGAUGGUUUCUCAUUGGGACAUGUCAAAUAAUCCGACGAGGCAUUUUCGCGAAAUUUGCAAUUUAUUUGACGAUUACUGUUCAAAUAUAAUUUGUUAUUUUCAAAGAAGUGCGAGUAGUCAAGUCGCAAAUUUAAUGUACGAUUGUAUAUCCAAUAUGGACGGAACGAAAUUAGAAAUAUUAGACGACGAUUUUUUUCUCAAAUUUAACAUAUGCGGAAUAAAAGGUCAAAUGAAGAAAGCCUUUGAAGAGUACAAAAGAAAAGCCGAUUUGCUUCAUAAAGAAUGUGCAGACAUUAUUCCUGCUGUGCCUCUUUCAGAACGAGAUGAUGUUUUACCUAUGCUAAUUGUCGAAUUCAAAAAUCAACUGGAUUUAUUAUUAGAAGAGCUUACAAA